AUGUCAGAGUAUAAAGUCGCCUACGAGUCUGAACUGGACCCGGAAUGCAGCUCUUUUAAUAGCACAUAUGAUAAUCCGCCACCGGAGAAGGACUGGAAGAGAGCUGCACUACGUGGUCCCGCUUUGCCUGCCGUGGGUAAUGCAGUCGCGGGGGCCGUGGGAGCGGCUAUAUCCAACGUUGUCACGUACCCGCUCAGUCUGAUUGUGACUCGACUACAGACGCAGGCACAACAAAGGACGAAGAAAAAGAACAAGACGGAAACCGAGGACGUGGACGAGGAAGAAGAAGAAGAGGAGUACACCGAUGUGCUUGACGCAGCACGCAAGAUCUACGCCAAAGAGGGCCUGGGGAGUUUCUACACGGGUCUUGCGCAGGAUACGGCCAAGACAGUUGCGGACUCGUUUCUGUUUUUCCUUGCGUAUGGAUUUUUCAGGCAGCGGAGGAUCAGGGCUCGGUAUGGCGAUGGGCGGCGGUCGAAGCAUGUCGUUCUUCCGAUUCUCGAUGAGUUGGCGAUCGGUGUGCUGGCCGGCGCGUUUGCGAAGCUCUUUACCACGCCACUUGCUAAUAUCGUGGCGAGGAAGCAGGCGGCGUCUGGGAAAAAAGCUCUUUCGACGAAGGAUAUCGCUGCGCGGAUCAAGACGGAAAAAGGGCUGAGGGGGUUCUGGUCCGGGUAUUCUGCGUCGCUCAUUCUCACGCUGAAUCCGUCCAUCACUUUCUUCCUGAAUGAGGUCCUGAAGUAUGCACUUUUGUCGCGGAAUAAGCGGGGAAGACCGUCGCCAGCGACGACUUUCCUUUUAGCUGCCAUCAGCAAGUCCGCUGCAUCGUCGAUCACAUACCCGUUUUCCAUGGCCAAGACAAGAGCGCAGGUCGAUAGCUCGGGGAAUAUCGAGAAAUCGAGUAGUAAGAGUGUCUCUGAGGACGGGAUUUCGUUUGCACCUCAGAUCAUUAUGGAUGUGCUGGCUAUUGCACGCAACGAGGGUGUUUCCGCGCUGUAUGCGGGCCUCCCCGGGGAAGUUCUCAAGGGUUUCUUCUCGCAUGGCUUUACCAUGCUAGCAAAGGAUGCUGUCUAUUCACUCAUCGUGCAGAGCUACUAUCUUCUUCUUAUUAUCUUGAGGAGGUAUCCUACGCCCGAAGAACUGAUCCAGCGCGCGCGCGAACAGGCCGAGGAAUUCGCUGAAGCCGCCCGAGAGGGUGCGCGAGACCUGGCAGAGAAAGCUAAGGAAGGUGCCGAGGAGAUGCUUGAGCACCAUCCGGGUCAUGUCUCUGUGGAUACGGCUUCGAAUGCUGGAUCUUCCGGUGUGGAUGCCUCAACUGGAUACCGCGUUGGCUCUGAUGGGCCGUGGUCUGAUACUAACCCGACCGCAGAGUUGGUGAGAGAUUACGUGGAGGAUGAGACGACAGAGUGGAAGGGUAUGUACCGUUGGUUCUGGGAGAAAACGAAGCAUGAACAAGACUGA
Molecule: messenger RNA, 1458 nt
Organism: Aspergillus fischeri NRRL 181
Lineage: Eukaryota; Fungi; Ascomycota; Eurotiomycetes; Eurotiales; Aspergillaceae
Product: putative mitochondrial carrier protein
Exons: 3
Coding region: 1-1458 (485 amino acids)
Source: RefSeq, a predicted model, not a curated record